Knipowitschia caucasica is the source of this 591-nucleotide messenger RNA. The record is from the annotation of a GenBank genome assembly. Lineage: Eukaryota; Metazoa; Chordata; Actinopteri; Gobiiformes; Gobiidae.
AUGACAGAGACGACUCCAGCAAAAGCUAAGAAAGCGGCAAAAGCCAAGAAGGCGCUUUCACAUCCCAAAUACUCGGAGAUGGUCAUAGCUGCCAUUAAGUCCGACGGCAGUAAGGGCGGGGCGUCACGUCAGUCCAUCCAGAAGUACGUCAAGAAGAACUACAAAGUGGGGGACAAUGCUGAUGUGCAUAUUAAACUCACCCUCAAGAGGCUGGUGGAGAAAGGGGAGCUCAGGCAGAUCAAAGGCGUCGGUGCGUCCGGAUCCUUCAAGCUCGCCAAAUCCGAGGACGCCAAAAAGUCCAAGAAACCAGCUGCCGCCAAGCCAAAGAAGGCGGUCAAGUCUCCCAAACCCAAGAAGACUGUGGCCAAACCCAAGAAGGCGACCAAGGCUGCCGCGGUCAAGAAGUCACCUGCGAAGAAGGCGAAGAAGACCGCGGUGAAAAAGGCAACGCCGAAAAAAGUCAAAAAAUCACCAGCGAAGAAGACAGUGAAGGCAGCAAAGCCCAAAGCCAAGAUUGUAAAGAGGGCAGCAAAACCCAAGAAGGCUGCAAAACCCAAGAAGGCUCCAGCCAAGAGUGCCAAGAAGAAGUAG